AUGUCGGUCAUCGAGAGUAAGGCAGAAAGUUUCGUUCUAAUAUGGCUGGAUCAAACUAUCAAGAAGAACAAAGAUACUGUUGAUUCUGAACAAAAACUUCGUGCUAUUGUCAAUUCACUAGUUACUUGCCAUACAAUUAAUGAAGCCAUGGAUUUGAUCGAACAAGUUCAGGAUCAGCAAAUUUAUUUGAUCGUAUCUGGCAAACUUGGAAAGCAAAUUCUUUCAAUGAAUCAAAUCGUCGACUCUUCUAAAUUGAAUUCUAUCUAUAUCUUUUGUGGUGAUCAAAACGAAAACAUAGAAUUACUUCAACUCUCCAAUAAAGUACGUGCCAUCUUCGUUGAAAUCGAUCCAUUGUGUGCUCGUUUGAAAGAAGAUACAGAACAAGCGUUGAAAAAUCUUCUACCUAUGUCUACUACAUCAGGAACUUCAGCGGACGAAAAAAAUCAAGUGAAAUUUCUCUGUUCACAACUUCAUCGUGAUCUACUUUUCACUAUGGAGUAUAGUAAUAAUGCAAGAUUGGAACUCGCUGACUUUUGCUCCAGCGUAUACAAAUUGAGUCCGGCUCAACUCAAAUGCAUCCAGGAAUUGAAAACUGAAUAUCAUGCUGGCAAAGCAAUCUGGUGGUAA
Rotaria socialis is the source of this 627-nucleotide messenger RNA. NCBI's taxonomy places the organism in Eukaryota, Metazoa, Rotifera, Eurotatoria, Philodinida, Philodinidae. The record is from the annotation of a GenBank genome assembly.